This is a messenger RNA of Dothidotthia symphoricarpi CBS 119687, 660 nucleotides long. Its product is annotated as RNA-binding domain-containing protein. The transcript has 5 exons. Bases 1 to 660 code for a protein of 219 amino acids. Gene Ontology annotation, molecular function: RNA binding. NCBI's taxonomy places the organism in Eukaryota, Fungi, Ascomycota, Dothideomycetes, Pleosporales, Dothidotthiaceae. Gene Ontology annotation, biological process: mRNA splicing, via spliceosome. Gene Ontology annotation, cellular component: nuclear speck. The record is from RefSeq and is a predicted model, not a curated record.
AUGUCUCGCGGCGGAGGAACCACGCUUUACGUCACGGGCUUCGGCCACGGCACCCGCGCUCGCGACCUUGCCUACGAGUUCGAACGGUACGGUCGUCUCGUCCGCUGCGACAUCCCCGCCCCGCGCUCGGCCUCGAGCAGACUGUUCGCCUUUGUCGAGUACGAGAGCCGUCGCGAUGCCGAUGACGCGUAUCACGAGAUGCACAACAAGCGCAUUGGCCGUGACGACAUGCUGAAGAUCGAGUGGGCACGCACGCCUCCGUCCGCGUCGUGGCGAUUCGACUCUGGCCGCGACCGCCCCCGUGGCGAGCGUGGUGACCGCGGUGACCGAGGCGACCGUGGCGACCGUUCCGACCGCGGUGUCCGUAGCGACCGUUCCCCCCGUCGCCGCAGCACUUCUCCGCGCCGUGAGCGAGGUGGUGCCUUCUCCCCCCGCAAGGACGAUCGCCGUGAGCGCGACUACGACCGCCGCGACCGUGACAGGUCCAGGAGCCCCGAUGGCGACCGUGAGAUGAAGGACGUGCGAGACCGCGACGAAGACCGUGGCGACCGUGAGCGCGACGACAGGCGUGAGCGCGACGCGGGCGCUGCUGUCGAGGAGCGUAAGAACGACUCCCCUCCCCCUCCCGCUGUGCACGAGGAUCUGGACGUUGCUGAGUAG